UAGCUCUUCACUGCACCAAAAAUCUCUUCAAUAUUUUUGUACCUCUUAUUCAUUAAUGCAACCCCUCCCCCCCUAAAGGCUUUUUUGAGCUGCCCAUUUAAUCUUUACCGUCGGAUCAUCUGGUUUCUUUCUGUUUUCUGUGAAAAAAAAAAGAGCGAGUUAAACAUUGUUUCUGGUCUUUAUCAGUAGCUGGUGGGUGGCAUUGGAGGUUGCAGCCUCUCUCUCUUUCUCUUUCUUUGGUAAUUGUACCUAUAUUAACUAGCACAUAAAUCUCUCUCAAGGACUCUUGCUCUCAAUCUUCCCUGAACCAUUAUCCGCCUCCCUUUUUUUUCCCGCAAAGCUUUUCCAGCAAUCAAACUCUAAUUCCACUUUAAAAAAAAAAAAAAAAGAAUAGUCAGAGAGAGAGAGAGAGAGAGAGAAAGAGAAUAUUUGAGAGGGAUAGAUUAUUAGGGCAUGUGUGUGUGUUUCUUGGCACUACUCAUUUUCAUUUCUCCUUUCCCUUCUUAUAUAACCCUAUCUCUUCUCUCUUUUCCCAUUCGUCACCCCCCUUUUCUUUUCUCCUUUCCUUGGGAUCUGAUCUCCCUCCUCCCCUUCCGACAACUGGUGGACAAGUUGUUGAGUCUACAAAAGAGUUAGGGGGGUUUCAGUUCAAUUCCCGUGGGUUAUAUCUUUUCAUUACACCCACCUUUCUUUCUUUGUUUUGUUCCUGCUGUUGUUGCCUUCCUUUCUGUGCUUUUUUUGUCUGGUUCAAGUAUUGUGGCCUUCUAAAAGCUAAAAGAGUGUGAACAAAAAAGUUAAUUGGCUUAAAGUUUCUUAGCUUUACGUUGAUUAGUGCAAACACACGAGGCUCGUUUUCAAUCAGAUCUCUGAGGAUUAAAUAGUUUGAGUUGAAGACGGUAGUGGGGCUGUAGAGAACUAUCAAGCUUGUGUUAUUAUUUUGAGUCUUUCUUUUGGAAGAAUAUGAAUACCUUUUCGCACGUUCCGCCAGGCUUUAGGUUCCAUCCCACGGAUGAAGAACUUGUUGAUUACUACCUCAGAAAAAAGAUUGGUUCAAAAAGGAUUGAUCUGGAUGUCAUCAAAGAUGUUGAUCUUUAUAAGAUUGAACCAUGGGAUCUGCAAGAAUUGUGCAGAAUAGGAACUGAGGAGCAGAAUGAAUGGUAUUUCUUUAGCCACAAAGAUAAGAAGUAUCCAACAGGUACUCGCACUAAUAGAGCAACAAAAGCAGGAUUUUGGAAAGCCACUGGAAGAGACAAGGCUAUUUACUCCAGGCAUAGUCUUGUUGGCAUGAGAAAAACCCUAGUAUUCUACCAAGGACGAGCACCCAAUGGACAAAAAUCAGAUUGGAUCAUGCAUGAAUAUCGACUAGAAACGAAUGAAAAUGGAACUCCCCAGGAAGAAGGAUGGGUGGUUUGCAGGGUGUUCAAGAAGCGAAUGACAACAGUGCGAAAAGUGGGUGAAUAUGAAUCUUCAUGUUGGUACGAUGACCAGGUCUCAUUCAUGCAGGAACUUGAUUCCCCAAGGCGAAUUCCUCAGCCUUAUGGAUCAUAUCAUCACCAUUAUCCCUGCAAACAAGAGCUUGAGUUGCAAUACAAUUUGCCUCAUGACCCUUUCCUUCAGCUUCCUCAGUUGGAAAGUCCCAAAGUCCCACAAUCUGCUGCAAGUGUAAGCGGCAACCCUGUUGUUCCUUACGGUUAUGAUAGGAACAAUGGAAGCACUUUGCAAUCCUCAACCCUCACACAAGAAGAGCACGUGCACCCAGGGCAUCAGCAAAAUCUGAACUCGCUUUAUAACAAUAGUACUGAACAAGCUGUGGAUCAAGUGACAGAUUGGCGAGUUCUUGACAAAUUUGUUGCCUCUCAGCUAAGCCAUGAGGAAGCUUCCAAAGAAAACACCUACUCAAAUGCAACCACCAGCUUUCAUGUGGCUGAACAAAUGAAUUUACUAGCCAAUGAAUCCAAAAGGCCACAAAUUGCUCAUCAGGAAUAUGCCUCCGCAUCCACUUUGUGCUGUCAAAUUGAUCUGUGGAAGUGAAAGCAUAUUCUAGCAAUUAAAGCAUACAUACUAAUUAUAGGAAACACACGUAUAAGAGUAAAGAAGUCUUUAAUCCAGGUUUCUGUACAUAAUAAAACUAUAUAUAAUGGUAUUGCAUUAGCUAUGGGACUGCUGGUGCCCUUAAUUUGUAUUGAUUAAUACUAGGCAUGCAGUUACUAUUAGAUUGAACAUUAUGCAAGUACAAAUAAUAAAUAGUACUUUCAGGUGCUCUAUGGCUGGCCGAGUGCGCUUUGGGACUCACUCGGCCUCAUAUUGAAUGUAUUUGCAGCUUAAUAUACAUAUG
Durio zibethinus is the source of this 2335-nucleotide messenger RNA. Its product is annotated as NAC domain-containing protein 7-like. Gene Ontology annotation, molecular function: DNA binding. The record is from RefSeq and is a predicted model, not a curated record. Gene Ontology annotation, biological process: regulation of DNA-templated transcription. Lineage: Eukaryota; Viridiplantae; Streptophyta; Magnoliopsida; Malvales; Malvaceae.